Molecule: messenger RNA, 887 nt
Organism: Quercus robur (English oak)
Lineage: Eukaryota; Viridiplantae; Streptophyta; Magnoliopsida; Fagales; Fagaceae
Product: lamin-like protein
Exons: 2
Coding region: 179-757 (192 amino acids)
Cellular component (GO): plasma membrane
Molecular function (GO): electron transfer activity
Source: RefSeq, a predicted model, not a curated record
UUGAGGCCCAAAUAGCCGACGUGAGCAGCAUUUGGUUUAGCACAAUUCCAAACCCAAGUAUUCAGCAAAAAGAAUUCCAAACCCAGCUAGUCAGUUCAUGCUAAAAAGCAUUAGAUUCUUCUGCCAAAUGCCAAGUAAAUGAAUUAGAGAUUAGCACUGGCGCCUUUACGCAUGAGAUAUGCAUGUGAAUGUGCUUCUUGAACCCUUCUGCAAGGACUUGUGCUCUUGGAGAAUUAGGCUGUUGAAAAUGGAGAAUUUUAGGAAAGUGGUUUUGUGCUUGAUUGUCAUUAUGAUGGGUAUAUUUUCCGCAAAUUGCAGAGACCCAGUACUCCACAGGAUUGGAGGUGGAAGAUACACUUGGGCACCCAACAUUAACUUCACAGAUUGGUCGAGCCGCGAGCAGUUCUUUGUGGGUGACUGGCUCUACUUUGGGUUUGAUAAGCACCUCUACAAUGUUUUGGAGGUGAACAAGACUAGCUAUGAAAAGUGCAUUGACAAAGGCUUCAUGAAGAAUAUCACAAGGGGCGGUCGCGAUGUGUUCAAUCUCACAGAGGCAAGACCAUAUUACUUCCUCAGCGGAAGAGGAUAUUGCUUCAAGGGAAUGAAAGUUGAAAUUCUGGUUCACAAUUACCAAGCCCCACCAGCAGUGCCAAUUGUAGUGCAUAAAACUUCAGACGCAGAUAUCGGCAGAAACAACAUUCAACUUGAGCUAAUAGCCACCGCACUAGUCUGGACUUUCCUCUUCAAAUACAUAUAAAUUCUGAGGAUUUCAAAGUAGCUUCAACCCACGAAGAAGCUCCCACCAAAUAGGAGUUGGCUCUUUGCUUUGUUGUGGAAACUCUUUACUUUUAUGGCAAACAUAUGAAUUAAAAUGAUCACCAUUUUCA